AUGCGGUCCCCGGACCAUUUGCUGGAUCUAUUAGAGGAUAUUGAAGCUGGAGGAUCAGAAAUUAAUGUUUCUUUGCGUCAGAUCCUGAAAAUAUCCGCUUCAAGCGGCCUACUGCCGACAGAACUAAAAUCUGUUCUAGACUUGAUCUUGGACAGUCAACUCUCCAUGUCCCACAAGAAUAUCUUAAUAUCAGACUGUCUAGUGCCUCGUGGAAACUAUCUACUUCCACCGGACAUUAUUCUGCGUGUGUUGAGUGUCGUGGGGACACCCGAAGUGUUCUAUAAGAAUGGUAAGCAGCAAAAGCUGAAAAGAUUACCUACAUCUUGUCAGCAAAGGUUAUUGGAAUGGUUAAUCUGUGCUCUUCCUCUCUUUGGAAGACCUUUGUUUCGCUAUUUGAAGCGGCAUCUUUCCAUGCUUUUCGGCCUAUUGUCGUUCGAGUUUCUGAGACCUUACAUUUCUACUUUGAUUGUGAUAGCCUCAAAUGGCCCUGAUGCCUUGCCCAAACUCUCACAAGGCUAUCUAAUCCGUCCAUGGAAUGUAAAAUUAGUAGCUGAUAUGUGCUUGCAGUUCCCAUCGGAUCCGUCUUUGAAAGCACUUAUGGCAUACUUGCGCCUAAGAAACAGAACUCAAAAGCUACCGUCGGUCAAUAAGUUGGCUAGUAUGGACACCUCAGGUAUAUUCAAUUAUCCCAAUUCCGCACUUCAUUCAUCAUUGAUUGCAAAAUCUGAGACUUCAACGUCAGAGUAUGGCACAAGUUUAUGGAAUGAAGUGUCCGACGUAGAUUCUCAAAUCCAACGAGUUUUUGAGUCUCUUGACAACCAAAGGAAAAGAAGAAAAGCUCUGCAGCAUCAGGAUUUGAUUCCGCUUUCUUCACCGGGCGCUAUACAAAUUCUGUCAAUUAAUUCUGUGAGUUCCUUAAUAGCUCAUUUUGAGGAUAUCAGCCUCACGAAUCCCAGCUCUGUGUUAAGCGUUACUUCAUCGGGAAACAACAGGUUCCGUUGCCUAUACUUGGCACUAUAUUUGAUGACUGUCGGUAGAGAUGAUCAAACCUUUAAAAAGCUUGAGUAUGCUAUUCGAUACCAUAUAUUCAAUAUGGGCGAUCACAACUCAUUAUUGGUAUACUCACAGCUCCUUGAAUUUGCUAGGUUUCAGGGAUUGAAAUGCUAUACAGCUUCAUGUAUUCAAUUUGUGAAUUCUGAUGAGCCGACCACAAUUGACUCCGUGAGGAAACAGAUCAGACUCCUUAGAUACAUACCGUGGGAGAAAUCUAUAUUGAUAUCUGCCCUUGUCAAGAUGCUCACCCGACUAAAAGACGUCUACUCUCUUAAGGACGAAUGGUUUCGCCUAGUGGGUCUAUUUUAUUCUGAGCUCGCGUUUAUUAUUCGGAAGUGGAGCGCCGUGUUCGUUGCUUCCAAUGAUUAUAAAGAGUAUCUUGAAUGUCUACUGGAUGCUAUCACGCACAUAUUCAACUUCACGGAAGUCUAUUGGGGUAAACUUCACCUCUUCUCCAAAAUCAGAUUCUUGUCGUUCUUGGCUGCCGUGAAGACUUGCAAAGUGGACCUGCCAUGGUCCACUGCUGGACAUCUCGUUCCUCCUCCCACUUUGAUGUACCAACUCAUAGUAUCUACUAACCCACUAAUACUCUCUGAAGCAUUAGGAUACCUUGUUUUCCUCAAAAGUGUACAAUUACCAGAUGGUGAAGAGAUAAAAAAACGCUUGCGCAGUCUCUACAUUAUGGAUUCUCUCAAUUUUGUGUGGAGAGAAAUGGCGCUUAAUAAAGACAUUGGCACUUUCAGUCAGGGAAUGCUACUAGACGAUGAAUUUUUGCAAAAGGUGGCCGGUCUAAACUUCUUCAGCUACUCCAACUUACUCCAGCUCAAAACUGUUGGAGGACUAGUCCAGAAUCCGAGUCUCGCAUACACUUGUGCCGAGCUUGUAUGGAUGUUAGAGGACCAAACAGAGGGAAUUACCACCAGGCAUCCGGGCCCCAUUUCGGAGGACUCCGUGGCACAAUUACGCCACGAACUGGACAACACCUGGCUUUCCAUGAGCUACUACGACAUCAAGGCUUCGCUACUCAACAGUCUCGACAGUCUUGGUUACACGGGCCUUUGCGAUCUCUUAUUUGGGUCAUUGAAGCCGUUGGCUAAUAAAAGGCUGCGUGGCUAA
Messenger RNA from Sungouiella intermedia, 2169 nucleotides. NCBI's taxonomy places the organism in Eukaryota, Fungi, Ascomycota, Pichiomycetes, Serinales, Metschnikowiaceae. The record is from the annotation of a GenBank genome assembly.